AUGAACAAGUUAAUCUUACUAAUAAGUCUUUAUCUGCUUGGAUCUGCCAGAGAAGCAUCAGGCAAGCCUGAUGAGUCUCUUGGCUCUAUGGCUCACCAAGCUUCAAUUCAGCAACUGUCAGGUGAGUACUUCUCACUUGGAAACCCUUCACACAUUGAUGCUUUAUAUGAGACUUCAGGCAAGAAUGCUUUGAGUGAGCAUGGCUCCACUGAGCAUGCUACAAUCGAGCAUGGUUCAACUGAGCAUGCUACAAUGGAGCACAGUUCAACCGAGCACGCUACAAUGGAGCACGCAUUUACUGAGCGUGCUUCAAGUGAGCACUUUUCAAGUGAACACAAUUCAGGUGACCAGUCUUCAGGUGAUAAGUCUGCAAGUGACCAGUCUUCGGGUGACCAGUCUUCAGGUGAACACACUUCAGUUGACCAAUCUUCAAGUGACCAAUCUUCGGGUGAACAUUCUUCAGAACAAUCUCCAGGUGAACAAUCUUCAGUUGAACAGCUUGCAGGAGAAAAGGGUAUGGGUGAACAGUCUUCAGGUGAACAGUCUUCGAGUGAACAGUCUUCGAAUGACAAGAUUUCGACUGAACAGCUUUUGAGUGAACAGCCUUCAAGUACUCCACUUGCAAGCACUUCAGUGGGCUCAGCAUUAAAUUGCCACACAUGUGCAUAUAUGAAUGAUCAAGGAAAAUGUCUUCGUGGAGAGGGAGUCUGUACCACUCAGAAUUCCCAGCAGUGCAUGUUAAAGAAGAUCUAUGAAGCUGGAAAACUCCAAUUCAUGGUUCAGGGGUGCGAGAACAUGUGCCCAUCUAUGAACCUCUUUUCCCAUGGAACCAGGAUGCAAAUUAUAUGCUGUCGGAACCAACCUUUCUGCAACAAGACCUAG
This is a messenger RNA of Dipodomys ordii (Ord's kangaroo rat), 882 nucleotides long. RefSeq names its product acrosomal vesicle protein 1 (gene Acrv1). The transcript is spliced from 4 exons. Lineage: Eukaryota; Metazoa; Chordata; Mammalia; Rodentia; Heteromyidae. The record is from RefSeq and is a predicted model, not a curated record. Bases 1 to 882 code for a protein of 293 amino acids.